CGCAAAAAAAUCCCAGCAAAUCUCCGUUCCCUUCUCUCAUCACUUCGCUCAAAUUCUCGAUUCGCGAUCCGACCACUCCUUGAUUGAUCCGCCCAGAUCUAUAGAAGCUCGACCGUUCUCCUCUCCUUCGUCUGAAUCUAGGUUUAACAGAGCGGAUCUCGUGAUGGAUUUCAUGAAGGUUUUGGAUCAGACCGUUCGAGAGAUAAAGAGGGAGGUGAAUCUGAAAGUGCUCAAGGUCCCGGAGAUCGAGCAGAAGGUUCUUGAUGCACCACCAACCAGCGACGAACCCUGGGGUCCUCAUGGAUCUGCUCUGGCAGAGCUUGCUCAGGCCACAAAAAAAUUCUCUGAGUGCCAGAUGAUUAUGAAUGUUCUUUGGACCAGAUUGACCGAUACAGCAAAUACAACCUCCAACCAAGUGGAUCUAUUUGGUGAAAGCUUAGUUGAUCUCAUGGAUGCACCAACAUCUACACCAUCAGAGCCUGCAUUCUUCAGCAACACCAACACUCCUGAAGUUGACCUAUUUGCUGAUGCGACUUUUGUAUCAGCCUCACCUCACUCUGAAGCAACACCAGGUUCUCAUGAUCAGGACAAUGUUGAUCUCUUUGCUAGUCAACCUGCCUUUCCUCCCCCUCCUGCUGCAAAUGUUGCAAAUGUUGAUUUAUUUGGAGCAUCUGAAGUGAAGUACUCUACCUCAGAGCCGGAACACUCGACAACAUUUGAUCCUUUUGCAGUUCCUGAUUCAAGCAAGCAUGCUGACACAAAGUCCUCUGCUUCAGAAGCUACAAACACAAAAGCCUUUGAUCCUUUUGCCGCGAUUCCACUGAACAAUUUCGAAGAAUCCGACUCCUUUGGCGCCUUCACAUCUCAUACUCAGUCUGUGACAACAGAGCCUCAACAAAAUGCGACAAAGAACAGCCUCCGCAGCUUGGAACAGACAUCUUCAAUGGCAUCCAAGCCUGCACCCAUGAAGAAUGCUUUUCAAGUCAAGUCAGGGGUAUGGGCUGAUUCUUUAAGCCGUGGAUUGAUUGAUCUAAACAUCACAGCCCCCAAGAAGGCAAAUCUAGCAGGUAUUGGAAUAGUCGGUGGACUUGGCGAUACUUCAAACAAUGGAAAAGGAACGGCGACACCGUGGUAUAUGGCUGAUACUACUGUGGGUUUGGGAUCAGGUAUUCCUCCCUCAAAUCCAAGCAUGGGGGGGACUAGCUUCUCUACUUCUGGUCAGCAGCAGUAUGGAAGCUUCAAGUGAUACAUGAUUUCUUAUUUUUACAUGUUAAUUUUUGUGAGCUGAGUGAAUUGGUGGGGUGUUAUGCGAAAGUAUUAUAUAUCUUUAUUGUUGUUGUGCAUUGCGGCCUUAUUUUGCUUCAAUUUAUGAUGUAGUGUGUUCUUUGUGUAACCUUAUGUAUUAUGGUUUGUGAAUAAAAUAGCUCAUAUGCCAACAUUUAUUGGA
Messenger RNA from Asparagus officinalis (garden asparagus), 1447 nucleotides. RefSeq names its product clathrin interactor EPSIN 1-like. Gene Ontology annotation, molecular function: clathrin binding; phospholipid binding. Gene Ontology annotation, cellular component: endosome; plasma membrane; clathrin vesicle coat. The record is from RefSeq and is a predicted model, not a curated record. NCBI's taxonomy places the organism in Eukaryota, Viridiplantae, Streptophyta, Magnoliopsida, Asparagales, Asparagaceae. Gene Ontology annotation, biological process: endocytosis.